Molecule: messenger RNA, 930 nt
Organism: Pieris macdunnoughi
Lineage: Eukaryota; Metazoa; Arthropoda; Insecta; Lepidoptera; Pieridae
Source: the annotation of a GenBank genome assembly
AUGUGCAAGCACGGUGUAUUAGUUCCAACAGAGGCAAGCGAUCCAGCGAUAAAGAAAGUGUGCAAACCAGCGAUGUUGGGGAGAAUCUGGCAAGCCAGCAGACGUGGUCUGACUCUGGAUCACACGCCGUCGCAUCAUUUUGCCUGUUCCCAGUGGCAGACUGGACAUAGACCAACAGCCUCAUAUAUUGUUUACAGGUGGUUAUUUUUCCUGUCAGCACUAUCAAUUGGCUUAACAAGUUUCGCGUGCCAAAGACUGCCGCCUCUCUAUGAUGGGCCGAAGGUGGAGCUUAAUUACUUCAAGUGGUUUAUUUACUUCACGAACUGGGGAUACAUGCUCAUUGUCCUACAGGCAGCCUUAGCUUUAGCUGUUGUUCAUAAGUACAGGAAUCAGAAAACCUAUUGCAUACCUUGUGAUGAUGAAGACAUUCCAUUACCACGUCGUCAGAAGACACCAUUCCUGUGCCGUUUGUACUGGCUGGUGCAUAAUAUUGCCACGGACCUCGCGUUCGUUAUAACACUUGUAUAUUGGACAUUGGUCCAUGACCCUAGAAUGCACGAGAUAAACGCAUUAAAUAUCUUAGUACACGGCUGUAACUCACUAGCGAUGUUGCUAGAAUUGGCUGUGACUGCGCAUCCGAUACAGGCUAUGCACGCUUUGUUUGGCGCUGGCGCAGGUCUUAUGUAUGGGAUAUUCAGCGCCUUCUAUUGGGCUGUAGGGGGAACGGAUAGAGUUGGUCUCCCGGCCAUCUAUCCUGCUUUAGAUUGGAACAAACCUGGUUCGGCGUUCGGUUUCGUCGCUCUAUGUGCGGUAGUGAUGAUGUUUGCUCACGCUAUCGCUACCGUACUCGCAAUAUUACGCAUGAAGUUAGCUGCGAAACUUCGACCUUCGGGCUCACACCUCGACAAGUUCACUCUGCCUACACACUGA